AUGUUGACUACGGAGGGGAGAGAACCCAACACCACGGAAUAUUACGCCAAACUACCCAUAAAUGUCCCCUCCAAUGUCUCGCCGACCUCUGCGCCUCAUCUCCAGCCUACAAUUGGUCUCAUCGGAAUGGGUGCGAUGGGAAGGAUGUACGCGAAACAUUUGAGACAGGCGGGAUGGUCCAGGAUUCAUGUUUGCGACGUCCCAGAGAAGUAUGAGGAACUGAAGGAGGAGUACUCAAACGCGGAAAACAUAUACGUGAUGCGCGACGGACAUGCUGUAGCGCGCUCCUCCGACUUUAUCAUCUAUUCUGUCGAAGCAGAGUUCAUUGAACGCGUCGUUGCUCAGUAUGGACCUUCCACGAAGAUGUACGCCGUGGUGGCAGGCCAAACGUCGGUGAAGGCUCCAGAAAAAGUCGCGUUUGAGAAGCACCUACCUCUCGACGUCCACAUUGUCUCGUGCCAUUCUCUUCAUGGACCAGGUGUCAGUCCUUUGGGUCAGCCGCUCGUCAUCAUCCAACAUCGUGGUUCAGACGAAGCGAAAGAACUCGUCGAGAACAUCCUUCGGCCUCUUGGCUCGCGCCAUGUCCACCUCUCCUACGAAGAACACGAUCUCGUCACCGCAAAUACGCAAGCAGUUACCCACGCCGCCUUCCUCAGCAUGGGCACCGCUUGGGCUUCCGCGCAGUCUUACCCUUGGGAGCAAGGACUCUACGUGGGCGGGAUCGAGACGGCCAAAGUCAACAUCGCACUGCGGAUCUAUAGCAACGCGUGGCACGUCUACGCCGGGCUGGCAAUCCUCAACCCGGAUGCACGGACACAGAUCGAUCGCUAUGCCGCCAGUGCGACGGAGCUGUUCAAGCUGAUGCUCGAGGGAGGAGGUGGAGGCGAGGAGGAGCGGCGUCGGUUCAGGGAGCGUGUCAAGUGGGGUCAAAAGAUCGUCUUUGGCGACGUGGACGAUGACAGCAAGCGCAAGCGCCGCCCGAUCCUGCUCUCUGAGGGCAUUCUGGACAAGUUUAGCCUCGGCACACCGGCACCUCUCGAGACGCCUCCCUCUCCCAUGCUUCCCUCGAGUGAAAUCCAAGCAUCGUCCUCUACCUCUUCCACCGAACCACCAACGAAAUAUCGUCCAAACUCCCAUCUCUCGCUACUCGCCAUGGUCGACUGCUGGGCCCACCUCUCCAUCAAUCCUUACACCCACUUGUCGCUUGCAGCUACCCCAAUCUUCCGACUGUUCCUUGGUGUGGCCGAGUACCUCUUCCUCUCGCCCACCUUGCUCUCUGCGUCUAUCCACUCAGCCUUGUUUGACACCUGGCAUCGGGCUGACGACCUGGAGUUCGUGGUGGCUGCGCGAGGAUGGAGCCAGUGCGUGAGCUUCAGGAGCUUCGAGGUGUAUCGGCGACGAUUCGAAAAGACUAGGGCGUUCUUUGAGGGCCGGUUCGAAGAGGCCGGCCGCGUCGGAAGCGCGAUGAUUAAGGCGAUCAUGGAGAGCGAGGUCCAGCGAGAGGAAGAAGAACGACUGGGCUAG
Molecule: messenger RNA, 1524 nt
Organism: Cyclocybe aegerita
Lineage: Eukaryota; Fungi; Basidiomycota; Agaricomycetes; Agaricales; Hemipholiotaceae
Source: the annotation of a GenBank genome assembly